UCUCGUUCCCGCGGAUCGUAUACCCGCUGAAGAGGAACAGGUGUACGUAUGGAAUCUUGGCUGCAAAGCAAAACGAGAAACGUAGACGAAUAACAGAGCAAGAAGAAGAAAUUCAAGAGAACUGUUUUAGAGUCGCAGCGAUUUCCACAAAACAGUCAUCCAACUCUCUAUCUCUCGUCAGCUUCCACAACACUCCUGAAAACCCUCAUAUAAAUCUAUUCAAUCACUUCUCAUUCAUUCCAAAUCCCAUCUCUCCUCCAUCUGUCCUCCACAUGUAGGGUAGAAACCCUAGAAAUGUCUCUCCAGAUCCGAGAAUUGCUUUUCUUCUCCACGAAAGGACUUCAAAGACAACGAAUUCCUGUAUUUCCAGGGCUUUGGAUCUGAUCUCAACCAGUCUCUCUCCCGUUCUGCUUCUUAUUGUUCUUCUCUUCCUCUGUAAAUCAUGCUCUCGAACCAGAUCCAGAAUGGGAUCGACACAGCGAAGCUCGUCUGGUCUCGGCUGCCGAGCUCGGAGGACGGCGAACAGGAUGAUGCAGAGGUCACGGCGAGGAUCAAUGGUGGAGGUGGUGUUGAGAGCCUAGACUACGAGAUCAUUGAGAAUUACGCCUACAGGGAAGAUCAGGCACAGAGAGGAAAGCUGUACACUGGAUAUUAUGUGAUGGUGAAAUGGUUCUUUUCAUUGCUUACUGGCAUUGGUACUGGAUUAGCUGCCGUUUUUAUCAAUCUAGCUGUUGAGAACUUCGCUGGCUGGAAGUUUGCUGCAACCUUCAAAAUAAUACAGAGCUCCUACAUUGCGGGUUUCAUUGUGUACAUAUUGAUCAACCUGGCUUUGGUUUUAUCUUCUGUGUUGAUUGUCACACAAUUUGCACCCGCAGCGGCAGGAUCUGGCAUUCCUGAAAUUAAGGGGUACUUGAACGGCAUUGAUACACCUGGAAUCCUCCUUUUUAGAACUUUGAUUGGAAAGAUAUUUGGAAGCAUUGGUUCAGUGGGAGGCGGGCUUGCUCUGGGUAAGGAAGGCCCUCUUGUUCACACUGGUGCUUGUAUUGCUUCUUUACUUGGACAAGGUGGAUCCACGAAAUAUCAUUUAAGCUCAAGAUGGCUACAAGUAUUUAAAAGCGAUCGAGAUCGCCGUGAUCUUGUAACUUGUGGAUGUGCAGCUGGUGUUGCUGCCGCUUUUAGAGCUCCAGUUGGGGGUGUAUUAUUUGCACUGGAAGAGGUUACAUCUUGGUGGAGAAGUCAUCUGAUGUGGCGUGUCUUCUUCACAUCUGCUAUUGUGGCUGUUGUGGUACGUUCUGCAAUGGGGUGGUGCAAGAGUGGAAAUUGUGGACAUUUUGGCUCAGGUGGCUUCAUAAUCUGGGAUAUUUCAGGUGGUCAAGAAGACUACUCGUUCCAGGAAUUAUUGCCCAUGGCCGUUAUUGGGGUUAUUGGAGGUCUUCUUGGAGCCUUGUUUAAUCAGCUUACUCGUUACAUUACCUACUGGCGUCGUAACUUUUUACAUAAGAAGGGGAAUAGGAUCAAGAUUAUUGAAGUGUGCCUUAUAUCUUUGAUAACCUCAGUCAUUUCCUUUGGAUUGCCACUUCUAAGAAAAUGCAGUCCAUGCCCAGCUUCAGAGGUUGAAUGCCCUCGGCCACCAGGAACAUAUGGAAAUUAUGUAAAUUUUUAUUGUGCCAAAGAUAAGGAUGAAUACAAUGAUUUGGCAACUAUUUUUUUCAAUACUCAGGAUGAUGCUAUUCGCAAUUUAUUUAGUGCAAAAACAUUUCAUGAGUAUAGUGCUCAAAGCCUUCUCACCUUUCUGGUCAUGUUUUAUUCCCUAGCAGUCGUGACAUUUGGGACUGCUGUACCAGCUGGUCAGUUUGUUCCUGGGAUAAUGAUAGGAUCGACGUAUGGACGACUUGUUGGAAUGUUUGUGGUUAACUUUUAUAAGAAACUCAAUGUUGAGGAGGGAACGUAUGCUCUACUUGGCGCUGCUUCUUUUCUUGGAGGUUCUAUGCGGAUGACAGUAUCCCUUUGUGUCAUUAUGGUUGAGAUCACAAAUAAUUUGAAACUACUACCUCUUAUCAUGCUUGUUCUUCUUAUAUCAAAGGCUGUUGGUGAUAUUUUCAAUGAAGGUUUGUAUGAGGAGCAAGCUCGUCUGAGGAACAUUCCGUUACUUGAGUCCAGGCCAAAACAGUAUAUGCGGAAUAUGACAGCAAAAGAGGCCUGCAGGAGUCAAAAGGUUGUCUACUUCUCCCGUGUUGUUAAAGUUGCAGAUGUACUUUCUAUUUUGCGAAGCAACAAGCACAAUGGCUUCCCCGUUGUUGAUCGUGCACAGAAUGGUGAGCCACUAGUCAUUGGACUCAUACUUCGCAGUCACUUGUUGGUACUUCUUCAGUCUAAGACAGACUUCCAGCAUAGCCCUUUGCCCUGUGAUCCAAGUGGAGGAUCCAUCCCAAUCAGGCACAACUUCAGUGAUUUUGUGAAACCUGUAUCAAGUAAAGGAAUGUCCAUAGAAGACAUCCAUCUAGGUCAAGAUGACUUGGAAAUGUACAUAGAUCUUGCUCCUUUUCUAAACCCAUCCCCGUACAUUGUCCCAGAAGAUAUGUCUUUGGCAAAGGUUUACAAUCUUUUCCGUCAACUAGGGUUGAGACAUAUUUUUGUUGUCCCUCGUCCUUCUCGUGCUAUUGGUUUGAUCACCAGGAAGGAUCUGUUGAUUGAGGAAAACGAGGAUUCAACAACAUUGGAGCUCCAAUCGACUAGUGUAAGGUCUUGAUGCAGCUAGACCCGUUUCACAUCGCUUGGUUAGAAUUUCUUGAGCUCACAGUUAUGGCGGAAGGCAAGUAGAUUCAGAGCAGCACCCACUUCUUGAUAGUCUUCUGGUACAGAGAUGAGAGAACAAGAUGGUGUUUCUUUCCUCUCCCCCUCUGCUAUUGACGUAGGUUAGAAAUACAUGUAUGCGCAUGAUUAAUUGCUCCUUUUACAUUCAAGAAUUUGAUAUAUCCAUUUAUUCAUGUAACCUAGAAAAAACGGUAAACGGGUCCAAGUAGACCCAAUGCGAAAAAACCAUUAUACAGGAAGGGAAACCAGUGUACAAAUAAGGUUUUCCGAUUGCCGAAUCAAAAAGGAGAAAAUUUACAUUU
Magnolia sinica is the source of this 3116-nucleotide messenger RNA. Its product is annotated as chloride channel protein CLC-d. Gene Ontology annotation, biological process: transmembrane transport; chloride transport. Gene Ontology annotation, cellular component: intracellular membrane-bounded organelle; membrane. The coding region runs from base 443 to 2749 and encodes 768 amino acids. Gene Ontology annotation, molecular function: voltage-gated chloride channel activity. The transcript is spliced from 23 exons. NCBI's taxonomy places the organism in Eukaryota, Viridiplantae, Streptophyta, Magnoliopsida, Magnoliales, Magnoliaceae. The record is from RefSeq and is a predicted model, not a curated record.